This is a messenger RNA of Oxyura jamaicensis (ruddy duck), 2312 nucleotides long. It is a transcript of the gene ETFDH, whose product is annotated as electron transfer flavoprotein dehydrogenase. Gene Ontology annotation, molecular function: electron-transferring-flavoprotein dehydrogenase activity; iron-sulfur cluster binding. Gene Ontology annotation, cellular component: mitochondrial inner membrane. Lineage: Eukaryota; Metazoa; Chordata; Aves; Anseriformes; Anatidae. Bases 95 to 1954 code for a protein of 619 amino acids. Gene Ontology annotation, biological process: electron transport chain. The transcript is spliced from 13 exons. The record is from RefSeq and is a predicted model, not a curated record.
CCGCACGGCCCCGCCUCAGGGCGGAGCGAGCGCCGCCGAGCGCGCAGGGCAGCUGGCAGCGGCGGGGGCAGCGAGAGGGGUCGAGGGCGCCGCCAUGUUGUGGUCCCGCUGCCCGGCCGGCGCCACAGCACGUCAGUGCUUUCAUGCUCUUAAGUUGAUAAAGAAAGACUGCCUUCCGUCACUGCACACAGCAAGAUGUGCCUCUACUGCCGCUGUGCCUCGCAUAACGACGCAUUACACAAUUCAUCCACGGGACAAAGACAAGCGAUGGGAAGGGGUAAACAUGGAGAGAUUUGCAGAGGAAGCUGAUGUUGUCAUUGUUGGAGCAGGCCCUGCAGGACUUUCUGCAGCUAUUCGACUCAAACAGUUAGCUGCUGAGCAUGGCAAAGAAAUACGUGUUUGUCUGGUGGAAAAGGCUUCCCAAAUUGGUGCACAUACGCUGUCUGGUGCUUGUCUUGAGCCAAGGUCCUUGCAAGAACUAUUUCCAGACUGGAAGGAGCGGGGGGCUCCACUUCAUACUCCUGUGACUGAAGACAAGUUUGGAAUUUUAACAAAGAAAUCUCGAAUUCCAGUGCCAAUUCUUCCAGGACUUCCAAUGGUUAAUCAUGGGAAUUACAUAGUGCGUCUGGGACACUUUGUGAGCUGGUUAGGUGAACAAGCAGAAGCUUUGGGGGUUGAGUUGUAUCCAGGCUAUGCAGCAGCUGAGGUUCUUUUUCAUGAAGAUGGUAGUGUGAAAGGGAUAGCUACUAAUGAUGUGGGCAUUCAAAAGGAUGGAGCACCUAAACCUACCUUUGAACGAGGCUUGGAACUCCACGCUAAGGUCACAAUAUUUGCUGAAGGUUGUCACGGACAUCUGGCCAAACAGCUGUACAAAAAAUACAACCUCAGGGAGAACUGUCAAGCCCAGAGCUAUGGCAUUGGAUUGAAAGAGUUGUGGAUUAUUGAUGAAAAGAAAUGGAAACCAGGAAGAGUGGAACAUACCGUAGGCUGGCCUUUAGACAGACAUACAUAUGGAGGAUCCUUUCUUUAUCACUUAAAUGAGGGUGAACCCUUAGUUGCUCUUGGAUUUGUGGUUGGUUUAGAUUAUCAAAAUCCCUAUUUGAAUCCGUUUAGGGAGUUUCAGAGGUGGAAGCACCAUCCAAGUGUAGAGCCCACGUUGGAAGGUGGAAAAAGGAUUGCAUAUGGUGCCAGAGCUUUGAAUGAAGGCGGUCUCCAGUCGAUACCCAAGCUUACCUUCCCAGGUGGAUUAUUAAUUGGCUGCAGUCCUGGACUCAUGAAUGUUCCUAAGAUCAAAGGGACACACACUGCAAUGAAAAGUGGCAUGUUGGCUUCAGAAGCCAUCUUUAGCCAAUUAACGAAUGAGAAUCUCCAGUCAAAGACAAUCGGACUUGAUGUGCAAGAAUAUGAAGAAAACCUGAAAAAGUCGUGGGUCUGGAAAGAGCUGUAUGCAGUUAGAAACAUCCGCCCGUCCUGCCACAGCAUACUGGGUGUGUAUGGAGGAAUGAUUUACACGGGGAUAUUUUAUUGGCUACUGAGAGGAAAGGAACCAUGGACAUUAAAACAUCCAGGACCAGAUUUUGCUCAGCUCAAGCCAGCCAAAGAUUGUACUCCUAUCGAAUACCCAAAGCCCGAUGGAAAAAUCAGUUUUGAUCUCCUAUCAUCUGUGGCUUUAAGUGGUACAAAUCACGAACAUGACCAGCCCGCUCAUUUGACUUUGAAAGAUGACAGCGUCCCUGUGAGCAAGAAUUUGGCUAUAUUCGAUGGACCGGAACAAAGGUUUUGCCCAGCAGGCGUUUAUGAAUAUGUUCCUCUGGAAACAGGAGAAGGAUCAAGAUUGCAGAUAAAUGCUCAGAACUGUGUCCACUGCAAAACAUGUGAUAUUAAAGACCCAAGUCAGAACAUUAACUGGGUAGUGCCUGAAGGAGGAGGAGGACCAGCUUACAAUGGGAUGUGAGGUGGCUUGAGAACUAUUCAGUGACUUCUGAUCACCAACAGAAAAGUUGGAGUAUUUUAUGCUGCAGUGUGAAGUACAGCACUGACUUGAAUGUUAGAGUUUUAAGACUAACGUGCCAUUCUGAAGUUUAGGUAUGAGCACUGCAUUAGAUGAAAUGGAAGGUGGGUGUAUUCUGGUUAAACUCUAGCCUUAUUUAAAUAGAACUUCUUUUCAGGAGUCGGGUGGCAGGCAGAAGAAAGUUCUUCUUAGGACUGACAAAUGAACUUUGUACCUUGGAUUUAUUGCUGAAGUUCAGUGAUGAUAAGAGCCAUAUCCAGAAUCAGGAGUGUAAUGGAAAAGUUUAGUACCUAUCCUUAAA